This is a messenger RNA of Haliotis rubra (blacklip abalone), 2022 nucleotides long. RefSeq names its product UPF0489 protein C5orf22 homolog. NCBI's taxonomy places the organism in Eukaryota, Metazoa, Mollusca, Gastropoda, Lepetellida, Haliotidae. The record is from RefSeq and is a predicted model, not a curated record.
CCAUGAAACACAUGUUUUGCUAAACAGAGUGACCUAACGCGGGAAUGUUUGAAAUGAUUCAGGGAAGAGCUUAGAGAUAUUGCGACCAUACAUGAACAAAAUAUUUCAGACAAAUGUCUAAAAUUAAAAGUCGAAAAAACAUUCCAGUUCUCAUUGUUGAGAAUCAUCAUGAGGUUGUUCCUCUCAUCCAUCGAGAUAUUGGAUCGAAACAUCUCCCAUUCAGCGAUCUAACCUUGAUCCAUUUUGACUCUCAUCCUGAUAUGCUUAUCCCUGUGGACAUGCAGGCUGACACAGUCUUUGUGAAGGAAGCACUAUAUGAUGCUUUGAGUAUAGAGAACUGGAUCCUUCCACUAGCGCAUGCUGGUCACAUCAAGGACAUCUACUGGUUGAAGCCGCCCUGGUGCACUCAGAUACAAGACAAGCAUUUCACGUUUUAUGUUGGCAAAUGCUGUAACACUGGAACCAUCAGAACCACAUGCACAGAAAGCUACUUUGUGAGUGAGACUCUUUAUGUUCCUGAAUCAGAACUAGUGGAGAAGAAACUAGUAUCUUUAACUGUCAUCACUGUUGUGCCAGAAAAGUGGUCUGACAUUGCCAUGGGAACAGAGGCUUCUAAAGUUAGCAGGAACAAAGAAACAGCAUCAGGUAUCCUGGACAAGAGCCAGUCAAAAGAUGUAAAGACAGACACCAAGGAUGAGUCCACAGAUUCACCAACAUCACCCAAACAGAGGAAGACUGAUGAGCCGUUAAAUGUUUACACUGACGAAAAUUUAUGCUCGGAACUCAAUAAAUCUUUAUAUUCGUGCCUUAAAGAACUCUCAGAAAGUCUAGGCAGUAAGCAGUUUAUUCUGGAUAUUGAUUUAGACUUCUACUCCACCAAGAAUCCUUUUCAGGGAAUGUACACAGCGCAACAGAUGACAUUGCUGAAGAAACUAUACAAGUAUACAGGUCCUGAAGAGAAGACCAGUCAGGCCAUACAGAGAUGUGUAUCUCUGCGACAGAAACAGCUCUCAGACCUAAAAUUGGCCAUCAUGACUCUAUCUAAAGAUAUUUCUGCAGAGGUGGAAAUGGAAGUGGCAAGACUGGAGAUGGUGCGCGAGCUUGUGACAAGUUUCCAGAGUUGUGAGCCUGACUUUGAUAUAUUGCAUGAUGCUGGGUGUACAAUGGAUGACACAGAGUUGCCGCAUCAUGUGAGCUCGGGAGAAGAGAUAUGUGCCCUGGUACAGGAAACAAAACAAAUACUGGAGGCUUUGCCAAGACCGGCUCUCAUCACAGUGUCCAGGUCGAGUGACGAUGACUACUGCCCACCUGACCAGGUAGACUACAUCGAGGAGGCUGUGUCACUAGCUCUGGAAGAGGUGUAUGUGUACACCCAGAUACAAAAACACUACUUGGGAAGUGAGGAGGAACCAGCUGUAGGAACGUCAUCUUAAGCAGAUGUAUUAACAUGUCCACGCACACUGGACAGUGAGGAGGAACCAGCUGUAGGAACGUCAUCUUAAGCAGAUGUAUUAACAUGUCCACAAACACUGGACAGUGAGGUUGAAUCAGUAGGAAUGUUGUGUUAAGCUCUACAUCAAUGUACAUAAACAUCCACGAACACUGGACAGUGAGGAUGAAUCAGUUGUAGGAAUGUUGUGUUAAGCUCUACAUCAAUGUACAUAAACAUCCACGAACACUGGACAGUGAGGAUGAAUCAGUUGUAGGAAUGUUGUGUUAAGGUCUACAUCAGAUGUACAUCCACAUCCACGAACACUGGACAGUGAGGAUGAAUCAGUUGUAGGAACGUUGUGUUAAGCUCUACAUCAGACGUACAUCCACAUCCACAUCCACGAACAGUUUAUGGAUAAUAACUUCUUUAUUAUAUUAUGAUGCAACCGUUGUCAAGCCAGAGUUAGUUAACCUCUACAACUGAGGUACAUACACAUCCACGAACACUGGACAGUGAGGAUGAACCUUGUCACUUCUUUGAGUGGCAUUGUUUAGAAGUUGGAGAGAAUAAAGAGGUUGUUUAUCCAUAAA